Rhagoletis zephyria (snowberry fruit fly) is the source of this 5658-nucleotide messenger RNA. RefSeq lists its product as uncharacterized. Gene Ontology annotation, biological process: DNA integration. Lineage: Eukaryota; Metazoa; Arthropoda; Insecta; Diptera; Tephritidae. The record is from RefSeq and is a predicted model, not a curated record. Gene Ontology annotation, molecular function: nucleic acid binding.
AUGCAUAGCAUAAAAGAUACAAGUACGGAUUACCAUUGCCGAAACUGUAGAGCUAGAGACAAUGAGCAAAUGGUGCAAUGUGACUCCUGCGACCAAUGGUUUCACUAUAGCUGUGUCGGUGUUGACAGCCAAGUGGCCGAUAUUAGUUGGAACUGCGAAUCAUGCGAACACACAUCGGUCCAAAUGGCAGCAGCUUUUAUGGAACCCAAUGGGUCGAAUAACGGGGGUUCACUUGCUACGGGUCAGCCAAGAGCAUCAUCGUCACCCGAGGCGGCACAUCAAAGUCAACAGGCAAUCUUGGGCGCUCUAAGCUCAAUACCAGUUCAGUCAACGGUUAUGGUUCCAUCCAUAUACACAGCUCCGAGGAUGUCGACCACAUCGGCAAGUGUACCACCAUAUUCUACUGCAGCAUUGGAAGUGACACUACAUGAUCAAAUACGUUUUCAGUCGUCAAGCAGCACGACUGAGUUAUAUACUUUGUCGAGCGCAUCAGGUUAUCCCGCAACAAUGUAUACGCAAAACAGUAAGAACCAUUUACUGCCAAACUCUUUUAUUCAACAAAAAUUGCCGACAUCUUCAACCACUUUUCCUUCGCUGCAAACUAACGCAAAAGUUGCAAACUCGUCAAUAUUUGCAAAGGGUAGUCAAAAUUCGGAUACAUCUGAGCGAAUGCGAGCACUGCAGCUAGAACGCCUAGAGGAGGAAAUGCGCAUUCAAAAACAGUAUUUAGACGACAAGUAUAAAAUAUUAGCACAAUUUGGUGAGUUGACGAAUUCGGGUGAUCGUAUACCAAUCUUUAACGUGACCCCCACACCAGCACAGCUUGCAGCUAGACACUCUAUUCCGAAGCAGUUGCCUAUUUUCAGCGGCGACCCAGAGGAAUGGCCCCUCUUUAUAAGCCAAUUUGAGAAUAGUACGUCCGUUGCAGGAUAUUCGAAUGCAGAAAAUCUUAUGCGACUACAGGCAUGUCUUAAAGGCAGAGCACGAGAUUUAGUAAAAAAUAAGUUGCUUCUACCUGCUAUGGUGCCGGAGAUUAUCCAGACCCUACGUAUGUGUUGUGGCCGACCUGAACAUAUUUUGGAACGCGCAAUUAAUAAGGCCAAAAAUAUGGCGCCACUUAAAGAUAAGUUAGAAUCUUUAAUUGAGUUCUCCUUAUGCGUACAAAAUAUAUGUGCAACAAUGGAAGGUUGUAACCUGACUGCACAUCUCGUGAAUCCAUUAUUAGUAAAAGAGUUAGUGGAUAAGCUGCCAAACAGUUAUAAGCUGAGUUGGGCUAUGCAUCCAAAAGACGAUCGAGUACCUAUAGUGAAGAUUUUCAGUGACUGGCUGUAUAAUAUCGCCGAGGCAGCAAGCACUGUUGUAGCACCUAUGACACACAAAUCCGGUGUAAACGUAAAUACACACACUCGCGCUGAAGAUGUCUCCGACCAUAGAAGCGAAACCAACUCACUACCCAGAAAAUGCUGUGUAUGUAAAACAUAUGGACAUAAGCUGCCACGUUGCGAAGCCUUUAAAGUCUUGCCUCUUAAACGUAAGUGGGAAAUAGUCAAGGAACAUAGUCUUUGCCGUCAAUGUCUGGACUCGCAUCGCCGUAAAUGUUACGUAAACAAAGAAUGUGGUAUCACUGGUUGUAAGUACAAGCACCAUCAAUUAUUACACAGAAGCGCAUCGCAAACAGUCGACAGCAGCGCAGACAACAACAUCAAUUCUCGGCAGAUUGUUCGCAGCAGCAAUAUUCCGAGUGAUCAUGCCAACAGGCAGAUGAUCGCGCACAGCAGCAGCGCUACAAAAAAUAGCCCAUAUUUCAGAAUAAUCCCUGUCAAAUUAUACUCACAUAAUAAAGUUAUAGAAACAUUUGCGUUUCUGGACGAGGGUUCUGCAGUUACGUUAAUGGAAAAAAGUGUGUUCGAACAGAUGGAGCUCAAAGGUGUACAGGAGCCUUUAUGCUUACGUUGGACCGGUGAUACAACCCGCACGGAAUAUAAUUCAUUCAAAACCACUGUAGAAAUUUCAGGUGUUACGAACGGUCGAAAGUACAAAUUGACUGAUGCACACACAGUAGAGAGUUUAAGUCUUCCAACACAAACGAUCGAUGCUGGUGAAAUAAUGAAAAAAUAUCCAUAUUUGACUGGGCUACCAAUUGAAUCGUACGAAAAUGCCAGGCCAUCUAUUUUGAUUGGUACAGACAAUUGGAAACUUGCUGUGCCACUUAAAAUUCGAGAAGGGUCGUGGUUCCAACCUAUUGCAUCAAAAACCAGACUUGGCUGGACGCUUCAAGGAUGUCACGCUAAUCAGUCACGUGAGUUUAUGGUGAACGUUCACACUUGCGACUGCGAGAAAAGUCUCAGAAGACUGCACGAAGCUGUGAAAAAUUAUUUCAAUUUAGAAGAACCCAAGCCAAAGCAGCUUCUGUCUGCCGACGACAACAAGGCGCUAGCUAUUCUAAAUGCGUCUUGUAAGAAGGUAAGCAAUCGUUAUGAAGUUGGAUUACUCUGGCGAAACGAAGACGUCGUGCUGCCAGAAAGCUAUGGAAAUGCAUACAAACGGCUAAUGUGUCUUGAAAGGAAAUUCAACAAAGAUCCGCUUCUUAAAUCAACAAUUCAGCAACAAAUAGACAACCUAAUUUCGAAGGGGUAUGCGAAAAAGUUGUCACCUGCUGAGGCAACAAUUCAACCAAGCAAAACUUGGUAUCUACCGAUAUUCACCGUCACGAAUCCGAAUAAGCCAGGAAAAAUACGUCUGGUAUGGGACGCGGCCGCAAAAGCGAAUGGCGUGUGCCUCAACGAUUUUAUGUUCCCUGGACCUGACUUGUUGAACUCGCUCGUGGAAGUCCUAUUAUCCUUUCGAGUAGGGAGAGUAGCAGUGUGUGGUGACGUGGCUGAAAUGUUCCACCAAAUCAACAUUAGGGAAAGCGAUAUGCACGCUCAAAGAUUCUUAUGGUGGGACGAAGCCGACAAGCCGCAGCAACCCAGCGUUUAUGUAAUGCGCGCCCUAACAUUUGGCGUAAACUGCGCUCCGUGCAUUGCGCAUUUUAUACGAGACAACAAUGCCGAGCAAUUCCGACAUGAGUUUCCACGGGCAGUUGAAGCGGUGCAGCGUUACCACUAUGUCGACGACUUCAUCGACAGUGAGCGCGAUGAAGAGACUGCGCUCGAACUAGCCAAGCAGGUAAAACGCAUUAAUGCGAACGCUGGAUUUGAGGUGAGAAACUGGGUGUCUAACUCUCACAAGGUUCUACAGCAACUAGCUAGCAACAAUCCUAUCGAGCCAGCUUUGAAAGAAUGGGGUUCCACUACAAAAAUCUUAGGUAUGUAUUGGGAACCUACUAAUGAUGUUUUCAGAUUCAACUGUAAAUUUGCAAGACUGCGUCGUAGCGUGCUGACUGAAGAAAUUGUUCCUACGAAGCGUGAGAUUCUUCAAAUCCUGAUGUCAAUCUUUGACCCCCUAGGAUUCCUUUCGGUCCAUACCAUAGGUCUGAAAAUACUUCUGCAGGACGUGUGGCGUUCCGACAUUGGUUGGGACGAGGCUCUCAGCGACGCUUUGUACGAUAAAUGGGAGUCGUGGAAGUCGAAUAUUCCUCUCAUAAUGGAUGUAAAAGUUCCUCGUUGCUACUCGACCAUACUCCAUAGUUCUGAUAACGUCCAGCUUCACACGUUCGUGGACGCCAGCUCAGCUGCAUUCGCUGCUGUUAGUUAUCUACGCAUCCAGCGCGAUAGUAACGUAGAUAUUGCUUUUGUCGCGGCAAAAUCGAAAGUGGCACCCUUGAAGCCAGUUUCGAUUCCAAGAUUGGAAUUGCAAGCUGCUGUGGCAGGAGUUAGACUAGCCAAUAGCAUCUUGAAAGUUCCACGCAUAAGUGUACAGGCUUGUUUUUGGUGGACCGACUCUAAGACGGUCCUGCAGUGGCUACGCAUCGACCCGAAAAAUUUUCACCAGUUUGUUAUGCACCGAGUUGGCGAAAUUCUUGAGUCGUCGGAUGUUUCACAGUGGAGAUGGGUGCCAACGCGAAUGAAUCCUGCUGAUUUACCAACUAAAACAUGUCAUCGAUCCGACACGCAUAUGUGGUUUCAUGGACCAGAUUUUUUAGCGGGUGACACGAUAAAUUGGCCUCACUGUGAUGAAUUUUGUCGUGUAGAUGAGACUGAGCUCAAACGUCGGGUACUUUUGAUAGAUAAGUUACAAGUUUUCACCCUGAACGCAGAAUAUUUUUCCAGCUGGAAACGCUUAUACCGUGCGGUGGCAACUUUCAUUUUAUACAUAAAAAAACUUGAAGCUGCUUCAAGAUCUGCUAUAAAACCGCAAACAGUAGACUCUACGAUGAUACGAAGAGCAAAAAUCUUUCUUAUGCAACACGCCCAGCGAACUGAAUACGAACAAGAGCUUAAGAAACUAAAAAACGGCGUGGCUAUUGGAACUAAAAGUAAACUUAUCGGUUUGAAUAUUUACCUAGAUGAAAAUGAUGUUAUCAGAAGCAGAGGAAGAGAUGAGUUUCUUAACAACCACGAAGAUGCUAUUGUGCUUCCCAGCACAAGCCACAUAACAUUUCUAAUAGUGCGCUCCAUUCACGAGGAUUUGCAUCACCAAUCACAUGAAACCGCAAUCAAUACGCUAAGAAGUCGUUACUACAUACCACGUUUGCGCGUUCUAUAUAAAAAGGUACGCCGAUUAUGCCAACAAUGCAAAAAUUCCAUAGCGGCACCGUGUCCUCCUCUAAUGGCAGCGUUACCGGCUGCUCGACUAGCGGCGUUUGAACGACCCUUUACAUACGUUGGUGUGGACUAUUUCGGGCCACUUCACGUCUCUGUCGGUCGCAGGCGUGAAAAGCGUUGGGGUGCAGUGUUCACCUGCCUCACGAUUAGAGCAAUUCACAUCGAGGUAGCUCAUAGCCUCGAUACAAGUUCCUGCAUAAUGUGUUUUCGAAAUUUCAUGGCUCGACGCGGUACACCAAGAGAAGUAUUUUCCGAUAAUGGAACGAACUUUAAAGCCGCAGAAAAAGUCUUACGCGACGAGUUUAAGAACGUCGAUCAACAAAAAGUUUCUUCUACCUUUGACGGUAUAAAGUGGAGAUUUAAUCCACCGGGAGCGCCACAUAUGGGCGGAAUCUGGGAGAGGCUAAUAAGAUCUAUUAAAACAGUUCUACUUGCUAUGUCCCCAUCUAUGCAGUUCAACGACGAAAGCUUGAGGAGUGCCCUAUGGGAAAUAGAGUUUAUAAUUAAUUCACGUCCGCUAACUUUCGUGUCCUUGGAGUCGGACGACGACGAAGCUAUAACGCCGAACCAUUUGCUGAUCGGCUCUUCAGAUGGCUACAAACCUUUCGCCACCGACAACAAAAAUUUGCGUCAACGUUGGCACCAUACACAAAAAUUUGGAAACGAGUUUUGGGCAAGGUGGUUAAAAGAAUACAUGCCAAUAAUUUCCAGAAGAAGCAAGUGGUUCACACCGCAGAAGCCUAUUCGUACGGGAGACAUCGUGCUCGUUGUUGACCCCGAUCUACCGAGAAACUGUUGGCCCAAGGGAAAGGUGAUCGACACAGUAGUGGCUAGUGACGGACAAGUUAGACGUGUCACGGUGAAAACACAAUUCGGUGUUCUAAAUCGACCAUCAGCCAGAGUGGCGGUGCUUGACGUCGUUGGAAAAACCAGUAGCAAUCUCGAUCUAUAG